Molecule: messenger RNA, 1171 nt
Organism: Paramacrobiotus metropolitanus
Lineage: Eukaryota; Metazoa; Tardigrada; Eutardigrada; Parachela; Macrobiotidae
Exons: 5
Coding region: 1-1095 (364 amino acids)
Source: RefSeq, a predicted model, not a curated record
AUGCCCGGAGACAAUGAGGACUGGAUCCGUGAUCGUCUGCCUAAACUGGUUAAAACACUAAAAACAGGCAACUUUAACACGCUGCCGUCAUUCAAGCCCCUGGUGCCAACCAAAAGAAAUGCAAAUCCAAGUCGACAAAGCAAGCACUGCCGGUGGCCGGUGCGGAGAUGGGUUCAAAAGCCAUGGACCGGACGGAAUCCGGCACCGGGUCAUCAGUGCAGAUCUUGGCUACUGAGAGAAAAAACUUCGGCCAACAGAAGAAGCCGAGUGCAGCCAGUAGCGCCCAAGAAGAGUGCGGCCAAGGUGAAAUUCGUGCAGGCGUUUGAUGAAGCGGAAGAGCCGUGGGAAAACCCUUACUAUCACUUUUUUGUUAUGCGGAACAUAGCCCAGUCAAAAGCCUUGUUUGCUCUGCUGGACGAGGGUAGUGUCAUUGGGCUGCGGGCAAAUUUUCAUAUUAUUGGUCGUCGCCGCGUGUUUCUGGCGAUUUCCUCAGUUGUGAAUGCUGAUGUUCCGCUAUUUUCCGUCGAGCUGUUUGUUCGAACCGACGAGAGAGCAGGGAUGAUCAAAUUUCGAACUAGCUCUGCCCAUCCUAUGGACAUUACGUGGAACACUCUGGAUGUCAUCCUUACCAGAGAAAAUGAUGGUCUCAAGGUUCAAAGUGGACGAUUUCAUGGAUUAGCCGGCACUGUGAGCGAGAGUACGGAAGAUGUGGUUAAUUGGCUUAAUACAUCGGACGAAUAUCGACGGAGGAAUACUAGCGGUCUGAACGCAUUCUUUGACGAUCUGAUCGCCAAGGAGAUUAACGAUUUUCAUCGGGACAGGGCUUCCAGUCAGCAGUCCCUCAGGCCCAGCUGGACGCCGCAAUGGACUCUCCCGCGCUGGCUUUUCUACAUCCGAGCGCUGUCGCUCGUCUGCGCCGAAACGACGCAUCCGGGCCGGUUGCCCACGCCCGCACGGUUCGCUGUUCCUGCAACAUGUACCCCUUUUGCUGUGGUAUCAGCGACUGGAGUUAUCCGACGUUCGACUGGGGCUAGUCCGGUUUCUGCGUUGCAGUGUAUAAAUUUCAAUACUUCUAUGUCUUGGCUUUCAUACUAGUGCUGACAAAAUACAUCAGAUUGCGCUAUUUUCAACAAUCCGGUUCAAAGUAGUUGUGCGUCCCGCAUAUCAAUAA